Peronospora matthiolae is the source of this 1308-nucleotide messenger RNA. NCBI's taxonomy places the organism in Eukaryota, Oomycota, Peronosporomycetes, Peronosporales, Peronosporaceae. The record is from the annotation of a GenBank genome assembly.
AUGAGCGCGCUCGAAUCGGCCGAGAUCUGGGGCGGCGCCGACACGGAUGGGCUGGACCCGGAGAUCCUCCUCAUGUCGAACGACGAGCUGCGGCAGCGCAUCCGUCUCCUGGACAACGACAUCCGCAUCAUGCGCAGCGACAUCCAGCGCAUCAACCACGAGAGCAACUCGCAGCGCGAGCGCAUCAAGGAGAACAACGAGAAGGUCAAGCUCAACAAACAGCUGCCGUACUUAGUCGCGAACGUCGUCGAGAUCCUCGAGCUCGAGGACGACGACGACGAGCAGGACGGGGCAGCCACCGACGUGGACGCGCAGCGCCGGGGCAAGAGCGCCGUCAUCAAGACGAGCACGCGGCAGACGAUCUUCCUCCCAAUCCCUGGGCUCGUGGAGUCGUCCACGCUGAUCCCGAACGACCUCGUGGGCGUGAACAAGGACAGUUACUUGAUCUUGGAGAAGCUCCCGAGCGAAUACGAUUCCCGGGUCAAGGCGAUGGAGGUGGACGAGAAGCCGACGGAAGAGUACAGUGACAUUGGCGGCCUGGACAAGCAGAUCCAAGAGCUCGUGGAGGCGGUGGUGCUUCCGAUGACGCACAAGGAGAGGUUUGAAGCCAUUGGCAUUAUGCCGCCCAAGGGCGUGCUCUUGCACGGUCCCCCGGGCACGGGCAAGACGCUGUUGGCACGGGCGUGUGCGAAACAGACGGACGCGAUUUUUUUGAAACUUGCAGCGCCGCAAUUGGUGCAAAUGUUUAUCGGAGAUGGCGCGAAACUCGUGCGAGACGCGUUUGAAUUAGCUAAGGAAAAGUGCAAGGACCAAGGCCGUGGCGGCGCGAUCAUCUUUAUUGACGAGCUGGAUGCUAUUGGGACCAAGCGUUUUGGUGGUGAACAGUCGGGUGAUCGAGAAGUACAGCGCACCAUGUUGGAACUCCUGAACCAGUUGGAUGGCUUCACGAACAAUACAAAGAUCAAGGUCAUUGCUGCUACCAACCGUCCGGAUGUGCUGGAUCCUGCUCUGCUGCGUUCUGGACGGCUAGACCGCAAGAUUGAGCUGCCGCAUCCGACGGAAGAAGCUCGUGCUCGCAUUUUGCAGAUCCACUCGCGUAAAAUGAAUGUCGACACGGAAGACACCAACUUUGACGAGCUGGCACGCUCUACGGACGACUUCAAUGGCGCACAACUGAAAGCGGUCUGCGUGGAGGCUGGUAUGCUGGCACUGCGUCGCGAUAGCAACGUGAUCAAACACGAAGACUUUAUGGAAGGGAUACUCGUCGUGUCAGCCAAGAAGAAGGCGACGCUGCAGUACUACGCUUAG